AGCGGCAAGCCGUGUAUAUUUGGAGCCAUAAUGGCGGCUUCAGAGUUUUAGUUUCCUAGCUGCCUGUUGCUGACCUUAAAACAUUGCCCCGCCCACUUAGCGGACACGUGUGUCGUAAUUUGCAGCAUGGCUUCGUCGGCUAAGAAAAGGGCUUUACGUUUCAGAGAAAAGCCCAAGGAAAGUGAUAACAGCUCCGAUGAGAAUCCGGAGGAGGAUGGCGAUUCCGGAGAAGAGGAUAGUGAGGCGUCAGAUGAGGAAAUUAAUGAGGAAGUUGUUGUGGACUUUGAAGCUCACACCAUCUCAGACAACGACUUCAACGGCAUAAAGAAACUGCUGCAGCAGCUCUUCCUGAAAGCUCAUGUAAAUACAUCAGAGAUGACAGAUAUCAUCAUCCAACAGAAUCAUGUUGGAAGUGUCAUCAAGCAAGCCGAGGUGCCUGAAGACAGUGAUGAUGACGAUGACUUAGAUGAAGUGUUUGGCUUCAUCACUAUGCUCAACCUCACAGAGAGAAAGGGUGUACAGUGUGUGGAGGAGGUGAAGGAGCUGAUUGUGGAUCAGUGUGAGAAGAAUGCUUCUCAUAUUGUGACAGAACAGCUGGAGAAGGUCUUCAGUGAUACCAGCAAGCCUGUGGGGCUGCUGCUAAGUGAGCGCUUCAUCAACGUACCUCCACAGAUUGCCCUUCCACUGCACAAACAGCUCCAGGAAGAGAUUGCUGAAGCUCAGAGGACAGAUAAGCCCAGUGGGAGGUGUCACUACUGCCUGAUGAUCAGCAAGACCUGUAAAGAAGAGACCAAGAGCAUCCCAACCACAGGAGGAGCUCCCAAAGAGGAAUACAUGUUUGUCAAUGCAGAAGAGGAAUUCUUUUAUGAGCAAGCCAUCCUGAAGUUCCAUUACUCGGUCCAGGAAGAGGCAGACUCUUGUUUAAGCGGCAGGUGGUCAUUUAAAGAUGUACCCAUGAAGCCUUUCAGGACUGUGAUGCUGAUACCCACAGACAGAAUGCCUGCCAUCAUGGAGAAACUUAAAGAAUAUCUAACAGUGUGACCCUCACAAUAAACCAAUAAACCAAGACACCUGCGGCCACAAUGAUA
Molecule: messenger RNA, 1088 nt
Organism: Archocentrus centrarchus (flier cichlid)
Lineage: Eukaryota; Metazoa; Chordata; Actinopteri; Cichliformes; Cichlidae
Gene: bccip
Product: BRCA2 and CDKN1A interacting protein
Exons: 7
Coding region: 127-1041 (304 amino acids)
Cellular component (GO): nucleus
Source: RefSeq, a predicted model, not a curated record